AUGGCUGAACCUGGCUGUCAGACUUCUUCUGAGGAAAGUCUCAGCACCGUGGAGCCCACAGCAGUGGACCCAAUGAGCCGGAAGCAGAAGCAGCCUAGGCGCGGAGGCCUCCGUCGUGGCAGUGGCUGCGGCUCCCGCCGCUGCCUCGACAGUUUCGCCACCUACUUCGCCAGGGUUCUGAAGCAUGUUCACGAGGGCCUCAGCCUCUCGCAGGAGGCCGUGAGCGUCAUGGAUUCGUUCGUCAAGGAUAUCUUCGAGCGCAUCGCCGAGGAGGCCUCUCGCCUUGCCAGCUUCACAAAGCGCUCCACCAUCACCACCAGGGAGAUCCAGACAGCUGUGCGCCUGCUGUUGCCUGGGGAGAUUGGCAAGCACGCCAUGUCCGAGGCCAUGAAGGCCGUCAUCAGGUUCUACAGAUGCAAAUGA
This is a messenger RNA of Odobenus rosmarus divergens (Pacific walrus), 423 nucleotides long. RefSeq names its product histone H2B type W-T-like. The record is from RefSeq and is a predicted model, not a curated record. NCBI's taxonomy places the organism in Eukaryota, Metazoa, Chordata, Mammalia, Carnivora, Odobenidae. Gene Ontology annotation, cellular component: nucleosome. The coding region runs from base 1 to 423 and encodes 140 amino acids. Gene Ontology annotation, biological process: nucleosome assembly. Gene Ontology annotation, molecular function: protein heterodimerization activity; structural constituent of chromatin; DNA binding. The transcript has a single exon.